AAGUAGCCUACGCGACAACAAUUUUGUCCGAGAGCACUAAUUAAUACUAAUAACUUCGUACAUGGUUAAAUUGUGAGCAAAUUGAUUAAAAAUGGAACACAUUACCCAAUGCUAGGAAGCAAAAUGGUUUAGAACUUUUAGAACAGUGCACACAAGUAAUUAUUAUAUGUAAAUAAAUUAAUAAAUUUAAAUAAAUAUUUAAUCAUGUAUCCGUGGGUUAUAGUUGCUAUUUGUCAUUUAUAUUUUAUCAAACCAGUCGUUCUAUAUCACGUAACACACAUAACACCGAAUCAAUUUAAUACAUUCGAGUACACGAAUCUGACGUUCUCCCACGCGGAGAGUCCGGUGUGGGACCCCGACAUCCAGACCCUGUACUGGGUGGACGUGCUGCAACAAGACGUGCACUCUCUGGACUACAGGACCAAGCAACACAAGGUCAAACAUAUUAACUACGGCGAGGUGAACAUAGUAAUUCCAAUAAAGAACAGCAGUCGACUGCUAGUUGGCGUCAGGAACGAGCUGCACAUAAUGGACUGGACGCGGCCCGGGGACUCGGCUCUGCGGUUCGUGGCAGCUUUCGACCAAGGCUUGCCCGACAACAUCCUGAACGAAGGGAUCGUCGACGCCUUGGGCAGAUUUUGGGGAGGAACAAAAGGCCACCAGCACGGCAACGACGUGGUUUGGGACGAGGGUGCGCUGUACAGCCUGGAGCCGCCUCACUUCGUGCCGCAGAUCCGACUGAAGCCGGUGUCCAUAUCCAACGGACUCGUGUGGUCGCUGAACAACACCAUAAUGUACUACAUCGACUCACUCUCGCGGAGAAUUGAAGCUUUCGACUUUAAUUUAGAAAGGGGACAUAUAAGCAGACGUCGCACGAUCCUGGAGUUAGACGAAUAUUGGGAUACCGAAGUCAUAGCAGACGGUAUGACUAUCGACAAGGACGGAUUCAUUUGGAUAGCUCUCAUGUUUCAUGGCUGUAUAGUGCGCAUCAACCCGGACACGAGGACGAUAGUGGAACGCUACAAGCUGCCGGUUACCCUGACAACGUCACUAACUUGGGGAGGCCCCAACCUGGAUGACCUGAUCGUAACCACCUCUAGACGGAACAUGAGCCCCGACACAUUGAAGAAGCAACCUCUAGCCGGCUCCGUCUUCAUACUACAUAACAUGGGCACUUCUGGUGUUAGAGAACAUAAAUUCGUUUUUAAUAAUGCUGAUACUUACAAAUAAAAUAUUGCUAUUAAG
Spodoptera frugiperda (fall armyworm) is the source of this 1245-nucleotide messenger RNA. Its product is annotated as regucalcin. Gene Ontology annotation, molecular function: gluconolactonase activity; calcium ion binding; enzyme regulator activity. The record is from RefSeq and is a predicted model, not a curated record. NCBI's taxonomy places the organism in Eukaryota, Metazoa, Arthropoda, Insecta, Lepidoptera, Noctuidae. Bases 205 to 1230 code for a protein of 341 amino acids. The transcript has 6 exons. Gene Ontology annotation, biological process: L-ascorbic acid biosynthetic process.